AUGGCUCAGCCUCCCCACACAAAAUCUCUACCAGACUGGAGCUCCGGCCUGCCGGAGGAGCUCCUCGAGUCCAUCGGGAAGCAUCUAGCAUCCGGCCAUGACGCGGCGUCCUUCCGAUCCACGUGCUCCCCAUGGCGCGACGUCGUGCCUUUCAAGAGCUUCGCACCGCUACUGCUACUCCCAUUCAGCCCCGAGUCGGAGAACGUCACCUUCUACAGUAUGUCAGAGGAGAUGGUGUUCUCCUUGCUGCUCCCACACGUGCGCGGCAAGGUGCCGUGUGGCUCAUCGUGUGGGUGGCUGGCGCUGAUGAACGAGGCAGCAUCCGUGAUGCUAUUGAACCCCUUCACCGGUGCUCGUGUCGUGCUUCCGCCGCCUGAUGAGCAUGUCGCAGCGGCGUCAUUGACACAUGUGUCGAAGGUGGACGGCCGGUGGGUGCUCCAUCCCGCCAAUGACUAUGAAAACACGCUUGCUUCCCAUGCCGUCAAGCUAGACGAGAUGAGGAAAGUGUUUUUCCAUGAGAUCGUGCUCUCCUCGCCGCCUGACGUAGAUGGCCGGGAGUGCGUGGCCAUGGCAGUGCUCGCGAGCUCCACGGAGGUUGCAUUCUGCCGGGUUGGGGUUGACAGCACGUGGACGCUGCUCGACACCUACCUGGAAUGCUCUGUGGACUCCAUCGUCCACUUCCAAGAGAGGUUCUUGGCAGUCGACUGCAUCGGAGAGAUCUCCAUCUGCGGUAGCAUCACUGCAGGUGCAAUUCCAACCGUGAUGUUGAUGCCAUCGUUGUCGCCACCAGAUGAGCUCUGUCAUCGAAGCUACUUGGAAUCAGAUAAUGAAUUGUACCUAGUCGGCGCCAUUUUGAGCAGCACGUGCCAUAGGACACGACGCUUUACCUACCACACCAUGAUCUACAAGUGCAACCUCCUUGACCGGACACCAGUGUGGUCCAGGGUGGAGGACGUUGGCGACGUAACACUAUUCAUAUCGAAGGAAUUCAGUGACAACUUCAGUGGAACAAGCGUCUCCAAGUACAGGAGGAACAACAUCUACUUCUCUGAGCCUUUGUAUGAGGAUCAAAACGAUUGGAAGCAUCGUUUGGAGAUUGUUGACAUUGCCACUGGCACAUCAGAAGUGCUGCCUUUCCUCGAGAAGAUGCAGCGUUCAGAGGCUCUAUGUUGGAUUAGACCUAAUCCUUGGAAGAGAGGUGGGCUGUCAAAGUGCAACGUUGAAGAACCGCAACAAGAACCAGCUCCCAGCAUGCUAGGCCUGCCCGAACCCGAACCUGAACCUGAACCUGCAGGAGAAGUCGUCAAAGCUGAUGUGGUUCAGAUCAACAGCACUUAG
Messenger RNA from Phragmites australis (common reed), 1338 nucleotides. Its product is annotated as F-box protein SKIP23-like. The record is from RefSeq and is a predicted model, not a curated record. NCBI's taxonomy places the organism in Eukaryota, Viridiplantae, Streptophyta, Magnoliopsida, Poales, Poaceae. The transcript has 2 exons. The coding region runs from base 1 to 1338 and encodes 445 amino acids.